This is a messenger RNA of Hypoxylon trugodes, 1572 nucleotides long. RefSeq names its product cytochrome P450. Gene Ontology annotation, molecular function: iron ion binding; heme binding; monooxygenase activity. The transcript is spliced from 6 exons. The record is from RefSeq and is a predicted model, not a curated record. Lineage: Eukaryota; Fungi; Ascomycota; Sordariomycetes; Xylariales; Hypoxylaceae. Bases 1 to 1572 code for a protein of 523 amino acids.
AUGUUCGCCACGAUCUUGAGUAGUAUAGGCUUUGCUGUGGCAUUGUCCUACUUAAGUUUAAUAUCUCCAAGGCUACUUCAAGAAUGGAAGAUCUAUGCACACCGCAAAGAACUUCCACCAGGCCCUAAGACCAUCAAAUCCGGCAUUCGAAAACCAUGGAUAUGGUUCAGGGAGUUGAACAAAGAAUACGGAGAUGUGGUUUACCUUCAAAUGGGGCCGACGCCGACAAUCAUCCUUGGCUCCGCGCAGGCGGCAUGGGAUCUACUCGAGAAACGCGGCGCUAAGUACUCAUCCCGACCGCGCUUCAUCAUGGGCGGUGAGCUCUUAUCGGCAGGGAUGCGCGGCCUCAUGGCGCCGUACGGACCUUUCUGGAGACGUUGGCGGAAGCUGCUUCACGGCGGGUUUAUGCAACGCCAAAGCGAGACGUACCGACCGAUCCAAAGUCUGGAGUCAAAGGUCUUGAUGCGCGAUCUAGUCCAAAGUCCCCUGGAUUUCCGAAAACAUCUCCAGCGUUACGCAGCUUCAGUUAUUGUCACGGUCACUUACGGACGAAGAGUUGAAGAUGUAGAAAAUGAUAUCGUGGUGCGACGAAAUGACGAGUCGAUGGAUCGUUUGACUCAAGUCAACAUUCCCGGAAAGUACGCAGUAGAACGAUAUCCGGCUCUUAAAUACAUACCCAGCAUCUUCGCGCCAUGGAAGGCCCAAGUAAUCAAGCAGCGACAAAAGGACAUCCAACUCUACACACAACUCAUGGACGAGAUCAAGGAAAAGAAGGCCAGAGGCGAUUUGCCAACAUGCUUCGCCAAGCACCUCCUAGAGGAACAAGAGAAUUUAGGAAUGUCGGAUCUCGAGAUUGCCUACGCUGCAGGCUCUCCUUUUGGCGCCGGGGUGGAGACAUCAGCAGGUUCGCUAGCUAGUUUCUUCCUGACAUGCGUCAAAUUCGGGCCUCGGUUCAUCCCUAAGGCUCAAGAGGAACUUGAUAGAGUGGUAGGUAACGGGCGGCUUCCCACAUUCGAAGAUAUAGCCCGCAUGCCAUACGUAAAAGCCAUCGCUUCGGAGACGUUGCGCUGGAGACCAAUUGCUGUGUUGGGAGGAACACCGCAUGCGAGCACGGCGGAUGACGUGUAUAGGGGGAUGUUUAUUCCUAAAGGGAGUACCAUCAUCGCACCCCUGUGGAGUAUCCAUCUGAAUGAAUCAGAUUUCCCUGAACCAGAUGAGUUCCGACCGGAACGGUUUUUAGAAGACCGUGACUACCCCGGUCCGUUUGGUCAUAGUGCCUUUGGCUGGGGAAGGCGGAUAUGUCCCGGAAUGCACCUUGGCUCCGCGUCUGUGGAACUGAACAUCGCGCGAACACUUUGGGGCUUCAAUAUCAGGCCUGCGAAAGAUAUAGACGGAAAGGACGUUGAUGUCGACAUAUUUGCGUUCUCAGAUGGAUUCAACUCGAGCCCACUGCCAUUCCCAUGCUCCAUAACGCCGAGAUCUCCAACUCACGUGAAGGUAAUCGAGAAAGAAUAUCAGGAAGCCAUGGAGCCGUUGAGGAGGUAUACUGCAGUGACCAAUAAGGUGUCUUAA